AUGCUGGAGGGGCUGCCCCUGCUGCUGACCGCUGUCCUGCUGGGCCUGGUGCUGCUGGCGCUGCUGCUGCGGCUUAGCCCGCUGUUCGUGGUCUUAUACCACGAGUACGUCCUGCGGCCCGUCCGGAACAUGCUCCAGGGCUGCAGCUUGGAGCAGCGCAUCCUGCGUCACGUGCAGCAGCAUGCGCGGCGCGGAGACCCGCAGAGCGUCCUGGAGGCCAUUGAUGCCUACUGCUUGCAGAAGGAGUGGGCCAUGAACGUGGGCAACGAGAAAGGCCUGAUAGUGGACGAGGUGGUGCGUCAGUGCCGUCCUAAGGUGCUGCUGGAGCUGGGUGCCUACUGUGGCUACUCGGCAGUGCGCAUGGCCCGCCUGCUGCCCCCCGGGGCCCGCCUGCUCACCAUCGAGCUCAACCCGGCCUUCGCAGCCAUCACACAGCAGAUGCUGGACUUCGCUGGCCUGCAGGACAAGGUGACAGUUCUGAUUGGGGCGUCCCAGGACAUCAUCCCCAAGCUGAAGAAGCAGCAUGACGUGGACACGCUGGACAUGGUCUUCCUUGACCACUGGAAGGACCGGUACCUGCCAGACACCAUCCUCUUGGAGGAGUGCGGCCUGUUGCAGAAGGGGACGGUGCUGCUGGCCGACAACGUCAUUUAUCCUGGGGCGCCCAAGUUCCUGGAGUACGUGCGAGGGAACAGCCACUUCGAGUGCACGCACUACAGCUCGCACCUGGAGUACUCGCAGAUGGUGGACGGCCUGGAGAAGGCCGUCUACGUUGGUCCCGGCCGGUCCUGA
Molecule: messenger RNA, 792 nt
Organism: Elephantulus edwardii (Cape elephant shrew)
Lineage: Eukaryota; Metazoa; Chordata; Mammalia; Macroscelidea; Macroscelididae
Gene: COMT
Product: catechol-O-methyltransferase
Exons: 4
Coding region: 1-792 (263 amino acids)
Biological process (GO): developmental process; catecholamine catabolic process; dopamine metabolic process
Cellular component (GO): membrane; axon; dendrite
Molecular function (GO): catechol O-methyltransferase activity; magnesium ion binding
Source: RefSeq, a predicted model, not a curated record